Molecule: messenger RNA, 280 nt
Organism: Sinocyclocheilus rhinocerous
Lineage: Eukaryota; Metazoa; Chordata; Actinopteri; Cypriniformes; Cyprinidae
Product: ceramide synthase 1-like
Exons: 2
Coding region: 20-280 (86 amino acids)
Biological process (GO): ceramide biosynthetic process
Cellular component (GO): membrane
Molecular function (GO): sphingosine N-acyltransferase activity
Source: RefSeq, a predicted model, not a curated record
UUUAGACUGGAAGAGUGGGAUGUCGGUUCCCACUGAUAUCACAAUAGCUUACCUAAUCCAGGGCAGCUUCUACGGCCAUUCCAUAUAUGCCACCAUCUACAUGGAUGCCUGGAGGAAGGACUCCCUUGUGAUGGUGGUGCAUCACUUCAUCACUCUGGCCCUGAUCACAUUCUCCUAUGCCUUCAGAUACCACAACAUUGGCAUUCUCGUCCUCUUUCUUCAUGACAUCAAUGACGUUCAGUUGGAGUUCACCAAACUCAACAACAUCUAUAAUGUCUAG